Cynocephalus volans (Philippine flying lemur) is the source of this 1269-nucleotide messenger RNA. RefSeq names its product arylformamidase (gene AFMID). Lineage: Eukaryota; Metazoa; Chordata; Mammalia; Dermoptera; Cynocephalidae. Gene Ontology annotation, molecular function: lipase activity; arylformamidase activity. The transcript has 11 exons. The coding region runs from base 1 to 921 and encodes 306 amino acids. The record is from RefSeq and is a predicted model, not a curated record.
AUGGAUGGCCAUGGCUCUGCUCGUGCGCCUGAGGCUCCGUGGAGGAAGAUGUCUGCACAGGAGUUGGAGAAUCAGUACGCCCCCAGCAGAUGGGUCGUCCGACUGGGAGCAGAGGAAGCCUUGAAGACCUACUCACAGAUAGGAAACGAGGCCACCAAGAGGGCCCGGGCCACCAGGAAGACCCUGCUGCAAGUGCCCUACGGAGAUGGCGAUGGGGAGAAAGUGGACAUCUACUUUCCUGACAAGGUGUCGGAAGCCUUACCUUUCCUCAUGUUUGUUCAUGGAGGAUACUGGCAGAGUGGAAGCAAAGACAGUUCGGCCUUCAUGGUCAACCCGCUGACGGCUCAAGGAGUGGCCGUGGUGAUAGUGGCUUAUGACAUCGCCCCCAAAGGCACCCUGGACCAGAUGGUGAACCAGGUGACCCGGAGCAUUGCGUUUGUCCAGAAGCAGUAUCCCUGCAAUGCGGGAAUUUACUUGUGUGGACACUCAGCCGGGGCCCAGCUGGCCGCCAUGAUGCUCCUGGCUGACUGGACCAAGCAUGGAGUCACACCCAACCUCAAAGGCUUUUUCCUGGUGAGUGGGGUCUACGACCUGGAGCCUAUAGUGUACACUUCACAGAAUGCCCUUGUGCACCUGACCCUGGAGGAUGCUCAGAGGAACAGCCCACAGCGACACCUGCAGGUGGCCCACACGCAACCCGUGGAUCCAGCCUGCCACAUGCUGGUGAUUGUGGGCCAGCACGACUCCCCCGAAUUCCACCGACAGUCCAGGGAGUUUUACCAGACACUGUGCCAAGCAGGGUGGAAAGCCUCGUUUGAAGAACUCCACGAUGUGGAUCACUUUGAAAUCAUUGAGAAUCUAACCCGGGAGGAUGACACGCUCAUCCAGAUUAUUUUGAAAACAAUCUUCCAGGAGUUCUGAUGACACCUGGACCCCAGCCCAUGUGCACCCCGACACGUGCAGUCUCUUCAGAGAGCCUUCUAGCUGCAGCUGACAGCUUCAGCUUUCCCCAGCGCCCGAGAGAAUCUUGGUCUAUCUGCCUGCCCCAGCAAGAGUCCAUCUUUCUCACUGCCGACCCCUGUGUAAGGGCUUCCCAAAGCCAGGCUUUCUUUUUCCUUUUUCUUUGGUCUCUGUCCACUCUGUCCUAGGUUCCACCUGACAUUUGGGUCUGUCCCUGAAGCCCUGGGAUCUUAUCCUUGCAUCUAACACCUUGACCUUGAAAGGAUAAUGCCAUCCACAGGUAGGACAAGCUUCCUCCACCACACAACA